AUGACCCAGCUCCCGAACAAACAAACGGCCCUUACCUUUGGAAGUGAUGGAAACUUGCGGGUCUCCCACGAAGCCCAGGUGGCCACACUCAAGCCAGAUAUGAUUAUUGUUAAAACAGCAGUGGUAUCGGUAAAUCCCGUUGACACUAAGAUGGAAGCUGGGUUUUCAAAACCUGGCCUGAUCGGGGGGUGUGACUUUGCCGGCGUUGUUGUGGCAGUGGGCUCAGGGGUAAAACGAAAUGUCAAAGUUGGCGACCGAGUUAGCGGCGCAGUGAUGGGAUCUGAUCCCCUGGACCCUUCGUCUGGAGCUUUUGCAACUUAUGUCAGUGCCCCGGCCGACAUAACCCUGACUCUUCCCGAAAAUGUUCCCUGGUCUGUCGGUGGAGCGAUGUCCACUAUCUGGUUCACUGCUGGCCAAGCCUUGUUCCAAAAUCUCCUGGCAGAGCUAGAUGUCUGGCCAAUACUGCGCCCGGCAAAGGAACCCAAGACUGUUCUUGUUUACGGCGGAAGUACUUCAGUAGGGACAACUGCGAUUCAACUUCUCAAACUCGCGGGUCUCCGCCCUAUAGCAACUUGUUCUCCCAAAAACUAUGAGCUGGUCAAGAGCUACGGAGCGGAAGAAGUCUUCGAUUAUCGCUCCUCAACCUGUGCUGAAGACAUCAAAAAGGCAACUAGGAACAACUUGAAAUAUGCACUUGACUGCAUCUCGACGAAGGGUUCGAUUGAUAUCUGCUAUGGAGCCAUUGGCCGCGCUGGCGGUCACUACACCUCCUUAGACCCUUUCUGGGAGUCAACAGCAAAUACUAGGAAGGCCAUUAAGGCUACGUGGAUUGUGGGCAUAUCAAUGCUGGGUAAAGAUAUUGCUUGGCCACCACCUUAUGAACGGCCAGGCAGCGAGGAAACAAGGGCGUUCGGCGGGAAACUGGCUCAAAUCCUCCAGAAAAUACUCGAUGAGAAAAAGAUGAAGCCGCAUCCGCUUAGAAUCAAGGAACAGGCAACAUGGCAUGACGUCCUCGAGGGGCUGGACGAGGUGAAAUCAGGAAGAGUGUCGGGGGAGAAGCUUGUUUUCGUUUUCUGA
Molecule: messenger RNA, 1077 nt
Organism: Trichophyton benhamiae CBS 112371
Lineage: Eukaryota; Fungi; Ascomycota; Eurotiomycetes; Onygenales; Arthrodermataceae
Product: oxidoreductase, zinc-binding dehydrogenase family superfamily
Exons: 1
Coding region: 1-1077 (358 amino acids)
Molecular function (GO): oxidoreductase activity, acting on NAD(P)H
Source: RefSeq, a predicted model, not a curated record